Molecule: messenger RNA, 4799 nt
Organism: Panthera uncia (snow leopard)
Lineage: Eukaryota; Metazoa; Chordata; Mammalia; Carnivora; Felidae
Gene: CC1H2orf66
Product: chromosome C1 C2orf66 homolog
Exons: 3
Coding region: 3144-3443 (99 amino acids)
Source: RefSeq, a predicted model, not a curated record
UAAAAUUUAAAACAAAAUAGUGCAAAAUAUACUUUCAAAUAAAAUUUAAAGAAAGAAAAAAGAAAAAAAAAAGACCUGAGCUGAGAUCAGGAGUCGGACACUUGGGGCUCCUAGAUGGCUAAAGCUGUUAAUUAAGCCAGUGACUCUUGAUUUUGGUUCGGGUCAUGAUGUCAUGGUCAUGAGAUCGAGCACCUCCAUGGACUCUGAGCUGGGUGUGCCGCCUGCCCGGGAUUCUCUCUCUCCCUCUACCUCUCCCCUCCCUAGCUCGCACUUGUCUGCAUGUGCACACAUACUCUCUUUCUCUCUCACACACAAACAAAAAAGAGCCAGAUGCUUAACUGACUGAGCCACCCAAGGUGUCCCUCCACCCCUUGGAGAUCUUAAAGUCUCCUCAAACACAACAUGUCCCAAAUGGAACUCAUGAUCUUUGUCCCUCUAUGCCAAUGUUCGACAUCUCAGUGAAUGGCCCUGUCAUCCAUUCAGCUAUACAAUCCUGAUUGUUCUUGAAAUUCUCUUCCCCUGAGUUCUGCCUUCCAUAGUAUUCAGGACAUUGCCAGUACCUUCUAAAAUAUCUCUCAGAUCCAGCCACAUCUCUAUAUCUGUGAUGCCAUCCUAAUCCAAUUUAACAUCUUCCUGCCUGGAUUACUGCAAUAGGCACCCAACUGUUCUCUCACAUCCCUCUUUUCUAGCUCUAUCUGCCCUCACUGCAAGCAGAAAAAUCUUUUAAAACUGCAAAUCUGAGCAAGAUGUUUGGAUACUUAAAACCCUUCAAUCAGCAUUGCUUGUGGCAGAAAGAUCGUGAUCUGACUACCUCUCCAACCCCAUCUCACAGCACAGUCCCCCCUCUCUUUCUGGCAUUGUAAUUUAUCUUCAGUUGCUCCGAUGUGCCAUGUUGCUUUCAGCCAGAGUCUUGUUUGAAGCUCUAGUCCUUCUGUCCUUGCUAGGUUGCCUAGGUAACUCCUACUCACCUACUAGAUGUAAGGUCACUUCUUCACAGAAGCCUUCCCUGACCCCUGAAACUGAAUCAUAUCCCCCUCUGCUACAGUCUCACAGCACCCAGUUUCUCUUCAUAGGUAUUAUCAUCAUUCGUAUUUAUGCAUUUUAUUGUUUAAUGAUUUGAUUAAUCUGUCUUGCCCUCUAAUGUAUUAGUUUAAUAAAGGCAGAGCCAAUAUUUAUUAUUCUUACCAUUUGAUCCUCAAAGCCUACUUGAACAGAUGGUGACCACACUCAUCGUGGUAAGCUUUUCAUAAUGUAAUUGUCAAAUCACUAUGUGAUACACCUGCAACUAAUAUAAUGUAUGUCAACUAUACCUUAAUUAAAAAUUUUUUAAAUACAUAAGGUCAUUACAUUAAAAAAAAGGCCUAUUAGAGUGCCUGGCACAUAGUAGGCACUCAAUAAGUUUGUUGAAUUGGGGCACCUGAGAGACUCAGCCAGUUAAGCAUCCAACUUUGGCUCAGGUCGUGAUCUCACAGUUCAUGGGUUUGAGGCCCGUGUCGGGCUCUGUGCUGACAGCUUAGAGCCUGGAGCCUGUUUCAGAUUCUGUGUCUCCCUCUCUCUCUGCCCCUCCCCUGCUUGUGCUGUGUCUCUUUCUCUCUCUCUCAAAAUAAAUAAACAUUAAAAUUUUUUUUUAAGUUUGUUGAAUUAAUUAACAAAGGAAUGAAUAAAUGAAGGUCAUUAGUGACUUGCCCAGGAUCGAUAUAGCAAGACAGACCAUGGCCAGGUAUUCUAAAUUUCAGUCCAUGUUACUAGCCUUCUCACAAAGACCUUGUCCUCAAUUGUUCUGAAUUAUUGCAACCAAAGCAACUUCACAACUCAUGUCCAAUUUCUCGACCCUACCAUUUUCUAAGGAUGGAAUUUAUGCAGCAAGGAGAUGCGAUAUGUAUAGCAAUUUUUUUCCAAGAAAUACAUGCUAUCUUUUUGCUCUAUUUCGAAGGGUUUUUUUUUUAUGAUAAACCAUGCCGCUAUUUAAAACUUGUAAAGCUUUUUGAGAUUCUCAGAAGAAAUAUAAGGCAUAGAUCACAAAGAACAGUUUUAUCUCUUGCAAUAGGAUUUCCUGUUCAAAAAAUGAUGUUAAUUUGAAAAGCUGAUACCUCCAAAAGAGCAUUCUAUUAGGUGGGUAAUCAUCAUCAUAUUGCCAGCUGCUGUGUAUACCCUUCUCUUAAGAAUGAAAAAGUAAAAAUCCACUUUGUUGUGUACAAGUGCCUUGCGUGUUUUAUAAAAUCCACAUAAAAUGGUCAGUGGUUGGAGGAGAGGCUCCUGUAUUUAUAAGACAAAUAAGUUCACUGUCACCCCUGAAGAAACUUGAAGAUAUGAUUCUCAGGGGAGUUUGGUGCCUUGGAUGAAAAUGGAAUCAUUAUUUUUCAACUUCCCCUGCUCACGUCAUUGACUCCCACCUGCAGCCGGUCCAUUGGUUAUAAGUAGCCAUAAAUGGCCUUGCAGAUUGUAAGCAGGGUAGCCAACCAGGACCAGCAAAGCCAAACUCCUGGUAAGCUUUAUUAGCCCUUUCUGUGUAUUUCAUUUCCAUUUCACAUUUUGGAGUCAGAGACAAUCCAUACUUAUGCUGAUGUGGUGUGAGUCUGUCUCAGAUGUGUAUAUAAGGUGCAUUUCUCAGUUUUUGGUAUAUCUUUUCUUUUUUCUCCUCCUCCUCCUCCUCCUCCUCCUCCUCCUCCUCCUCCUCCUUUGUUUAUUGAGACUGCUAUCUUAAUACAUAUGUAUGCUUUUUUUUUUUUUUUAAGACUUGCACUUUCUUUGGAGACAACAAAGUGCAUUUUUUUCGAAGAUGAAAAAGCGUACUCAGACUUUCUGGGUUGUAUUCAUAAUUGGUUUGCUCAUCACUGUAUAAUGUUAUCAUCAUAGACUCCUUUAAGCUAAUAAACUGGAUUUGGGGGUCUUCAUUUGCAAAUAAACAUGGGGAAAAAGAGGGCUGCAAAAUUCAGGUGCACCAAUAUACUAUUUUUUCCUCCCUGUCUCUCUUUAAAAAUGUUUCCUCUUUCUCUUUUUACUUUUGCCCUCCCUUCUCUCCUCCUCCCUCUUCCUUCACCUUCCUCCUACCCCUCCAACUCCUCCUUCUUCUUUUCUUUCCCUCUUUUCUCUCAGACCAUUGAUAUCUCCCGAUCCUGCCUUCCACUCAGCUUCGUUCCACCAUGCCCAAAGCACUCCUGCUGCUGUGUGUUGUCCUGGUGCUACUUGGGCUUGUGCCUGGAGACACAGUGAGAAACGGAGAGAAAUGGAAGCCGCUCAACAAUCCCCGGAACAGAGAGCUGUUUUUCAGAACCCUUCAGGCAUAUCUUAAGGGAAGAGGUCUUGAUCUUGGGAGAUUUCCGAACACUUUCUCCAUGAAUGAGAAUCCCAGACCCCUCUCUUUCCAAUCAGAACUUCUUGCUUCUGCAUUUGCAGAUUAUGAAGAGCAGAAAAACUCCUUUCCUAAUUACGUCAAAGGCUGAAUGUUUCCUCUGAACACAGGUGUCUGGCUAUUUUAAAACUACAGAUCAAGCUUCUCAUCAGAAAAAUUCAAUCAUGGUCAUGGCUAAACCUUUUCCCCCUCCACUUUUGUCAAUUUAUCAUGGUUUUAUUCUACAUUUCCAGAUUUACAUAUAAAUGGGUCGAGCUUUGGGACAUAUGUGACUUAUGUGCAUAUUUUUGGAGUCUUUUUUCCAUUCUAUAAACCAUAAACAUCAAUGUAGAGCACUGGACAUAUUUCUAAGAGUUACAAAAAUACUGUAGAGUCCAAAGAGAUGAUGAUUCAAAUUACCUUUCCUUUAAGCUUGUCUUUCAAGCUUGUGUGCUUAUUACCUUUUAUCAAUAAACAUUAAAAAAAAUUUUUUUUAAUGUUUAUUUAUUUUUGAAGGAGAGAGAUACAGAGUAUGAGCGAGGGAGGGGAGGAGAGAGAGAGACACAGAAUAAUGAUACAGGAAAAGCAGCUAUUCCAAAUGAAAAUAUGAGAGUCAGAAUAUUUCAGCCUAAGCUGGUGGAGAGAGGAGAAUGUCAGGUGGUUGUAAAAAAAGGGACCUGUUUCUACUCCAGGCUCCAGGCUCUGAGCUGUCAGUAUGGAGCGCGACUCGGGGCUCGAACUCACGGACCCCACAGACCAUGAGACUAUGACCUGAACCAAAGUCAGACCUUUAACCGACUGAGCCACCCAGGUGCCCCUAUCAAUAAACAUUUUUUACUGGAAAGGGACUCUGCUCAUUUUUAGUAUCGUUCAUUAUAUAUAAUAGAGAUUUGGGCUUAAAAUUGCUCUUUUUCCUGAAAAGAAGCUGCAUUCCCACAUUCAGCAUAUGCCACUGAAAGACCUCACAAUGUUUGUUUCACACCAAGGGAGAGGAAGUGAUAAAUAUCCACAGUUAAGUUGAAAUGGAAAGCAAAGGCACUGGGGAUUCUAGGAGUUGCUAGAGUCUUUAGGAGAUGUUCCCUGCCAUCGUUCAGAGGUGGACAUUGUGUUACACCAAAUAUCCCAGCUGCACUCGGCUCUGGUUCUUCUGCACACACAGCUUCUUAAGAAGGGCGAGUGGAAACAGGUGGAGUAGAAACAGGUCCUUUUUUUACAACCAACUGACCUUCUCCUCUCUCCACCAGCUCAGGUUGAAAUAUUCUGACUCUCAUAUUUUCAUUUGGGAUAGCUGCUUUUCCUGUAUCAUUAUGGAGAGCCACAUCAUUUUCUCUGGGAUUCUUGAAAAACGAACAUUAUACUAGAAUGCAAAAACAUUGGCAUCCUAGGAACAUUAGCCUGUACCUUUCAUGAUAGUCUUCUGUGGCUUUCUUGUGGAUGAUUGAUACUGAAUAUCAAUAAUAAAAUACUU